AUGAUGCGGGGCCAGGUGACUUCGCCGCCCGUCGUCGUCAUGAGAAACUCCCAAGGUUUGAGUUAAUUAAAAAUUCAAGUUACCUUUCGAAAAUAAUGAACAGAUUAUUAUGGAACUUCAGGGACGAGGGUCAGCCAAAACCUCCAAAACCGGCAUUCGUACCAUGCUGGCGUCCACGACAGUGAUUUUGGCCCGAUGGGCCUUCAUUCUUAUGGCGGUUCUGCUGAAUGCGUUUUUGGAGACCCAAAUGCAGCCUACAUGGUUCGUUUCGAUUUUUUUUUUUUGGCUGAACAUUCGCACACGGCGAGAUGGUUUUUUUUCUGCUUGAAGUUGUUCUAUUCUGUUCUGAAAUCCUAACCGGCUGUAGUUCGUGAAAAUCUUAGGAUGAAAAUUUGAAACGGAGAAAUCUUGAAAAAAAAAAAUUAUUUUGAAACCAGCUUUUAAUCGAAAAGGCGCGGAAAGAAUCGCCCCCUAACUGAAAGACAUAUAUAAGAAGAUAUUUUUUUUGAAUUUAGCUCGUCUAAACAACCAAAAAAGGAUUUUAAAUUGAAAAUUAAUCUUCGGCGUUUUAAUUCAAACUAAACAUAUAUACGUUUAUAUUUUGAAAUAAUAAAAGAAAUAAAACAAGAAAACAAAAAAGUUUCGAAAAUUUGUUGGCUAGUUGCGCUCUAUCGCGAUGUCACUUGGAGCAUAGUAGGCAGGAAUGGCGUGUUGCUCCGCCGGCGGCGUUCUUUUGACGACGCCCCUCCCACAAUUUCCGUAAUGUUUGACGUCUUUUGUGCAUACACAGAACGACGCUAACUCGCAUACUCAUUAAAUUCAAAAAUAAUUUUUUUCCUCGAAAAAUAGCGUUUUUUCAAAACUAUAGACGUGGAAAAAAUCGAUCCUUUCACAAUUCCUUUUCUAGUUGACAAAAAAACAUUUGGGUGAAAGUUUUUCUUAUUUUCUGAACACUUUCAUACCUUUCAUCCUCAAAAUUGUGUCCUUUUUUUGAGUGAAAAACGUGGAAUUUUGUGCCGAAAAUGACUUAUUGUGGUUCUAUGUGUUUUUCCCGACUUAUUGAAAAUUUAAAAAAAGUUUUCUUUACAGAUUUAGUUUAGUUCAUCCACCUAGUGGUAUUUUUUCUCCUCUGCAACAUCGCCAUACCAUUCUGAUGUUGCGAAAAAUGAAGAGAUUGAUUGAUUCGAAUAAAAAAAUUUAAUUUGACACUGAAAAUGUUGCUGAAAGGCUUUUUGCUUUAAAAGGAAAUUUGGUCAAAACACAGCAGUUAAUAUUGAAAAAUUGAAAAACAAAAAAAGUUCCUUCGCAUUUUGCUGUCGCAAUUAAAAAAAUAAUUACCGUAAAUCAAUACAAAACAGAUAAAGAUACAGCUGAAAUAAACAUGAAAAAUCACGUGAAGCACUUGAGCAACAAGAAAUUCAAAUGUUCGCGCGCAAGCUGUGUACCGUAAAUCUAGGUGGAGCAACCCUUCCAAGCCGCUCCACAUUUUCAAAAAUUUUACAUUUUCUUCCACCACGCAGAACGCCGUGGCGCGCCAGAACGCAAAUCGUUCCGAAACGCAAAAAAAUUGUUCGAGAACAAAAUGUAGUACUCUUUUGGAGCAAAUUUCAGCGUCAAUGAACACGUUUUUGCGUUUUGGAAAAUGUUCCAUUUCUCCGAUGAACAUGCCAAAAUCUUUUUUUUUGAUACCCUUUUUAGUUUUCAAAGUAUGACUCUCGCGAUGUACUCCCAAUUUAUCUAUAAAAGCUGAUACGGCUCAUUACAUUCAUUAAUAAUUUUUUUUCUUUCACUCUUACCUUUUUGUUGAAAAUUUUCACACUAUCGGGUAACAUAGAGUGUGCAUAUACACACGGAGAUAAUGCUCGACCCUGGUAACAGCUCGAGUUUCACAGUGACAGCUGCCGCUCUUACUGCCAGCGGGCUAAAAUCAGAUGGACAACAGCCUAUUCCAUCUUCCUCGCUUUACACACACGCAUUUGCCUCGAACAUUUUUCUUGUUUCUUUUUUUUAUGAAUGGAAUUUUCUAUACGAGUGUGAAGUGCGUCCAAGCAGCCACUCUCCUCGCGCGGGCUGUAGUUUUUUAGUUAGUGCGAUAUUUUUUUCUUGUAUUGAACAGUGCUAGUGCCGCCGACGUCGCGACAGAAAUCAUUUUGUUCUUGAUCAUAUGUUCUCUUUGUAACUUUCCGGUCACUGUAGAAGGUCGAAAUCUUUUAAAACUUGUGAAAAACUAACCAAAAAGUUUCUUAGAAAAAAACGGAUCUAAAUUAUGUAAAGAAAUGUACUUCAGACACUUUAUAAUUUUUUUUCAUGGAGGAAAAUUUAUUGUUUUUUUUCUUUCAAAUAAACUUUUGACGAUUAAGAUUCGGAGUUUCAUCAGCCAAAUUUUGAUAGGCUUCUCAUAAAUAAAAAGAUGGAGAUAAGAAAGACAAGCUAGAUGCUUUCUCUACACCUAGAUCAAGAUGAUUAUUAGAAGGAUUGGUCCUAAGUUUGUCGCGGCGAUCCUUUGAAGUGGCACAAGCUUCUGCGGGUUUAACGAGGCGAUUCCACCUCCGUUUCUGGUUUUUUCUGCGACUGCCUGACGCUCUCCGCACACUCGCAAGGCACCCCCCGUCCGAACGCUCCUAGCCAUGUCUAUUGUGGGACUCUCUUCCUAUCGAUUUCUGCUUCAUAACCACCGGUUAUAUUUGACCUUUUAUGUCUACUUAAUUUAAAACAUUAAGAAAACCUUCAUCAAUGCUUUUUCCGAUUUUUACUUCUGAUUGUUAUGUCUCUGAAAAAAAAACAUAGUCAAAUCUUCAACCAGUUUUUAUUAUUUUGAUUUUUAAAAAAAAAGUUCUUUUUUUCACUCAUUUGAUCUGUUUAUAUUCUACGUUUGAUGCAACUUUGGAAAUGCCUAAUAAAUAAGCCUAAUUUAAGCCGCGCCUUUUUAAAAAUCAUCUUUAAAAAAAUUAUGAAAUCUUCAUUUAUUCCUUGUGUUUCUAAUCCCGAUUUGCGCUUAUUUAACGACGAAAAAUGAAAAAUAAGUAUAUUUAUUCAAGUUAAAAUUUAUAAAAUGUUGAUGGUAACUUUUAGGCUUUUUUUGUUGCUAUUUUCACUUUUUCAUUCGGGCUUUUCAUUUUUCAACGCUUUUUGAAGGCUUAAAAUCUGUAUGACUUCCAUAGAAACUUUCGUCUAACACAGCAUCAAUAUAACUUGUUUUCAGUACGUAAAAGUACUACGAGAAGAGCCAUGCAAUAACAAACGUCGGUCCGCCGUAUUCCCAAGUUGGUUUCCUUCUUAUUAGCCCAAUGGGAUAUUUUUCAUCAACUGCUUGAUAAUAUUUUGACAAUUUAUUUUUUAACUAAACAACUUUUCAGGGUUAGAAGUGGUUCGUGAAGGGACGGAGAUGUCGGAACAUCAGAAUUUUUUCGAUUCUUCCAGAGGGUCACUUAAUAUAGAUCCUAUGCAACAGGUAUAUUCUAAACAUUGAGAAUGGUGCUAUCGAUUUUCAUGGUUCAAAAAGAGCACCAUUCAGUUUUAAUUAAGCGUAUGUAUGCCUAUAAAAAACAAAUAUACAAAUAAACUAAUUCAGCAGUCAAGCAUUUAUAUUCAGAACUUUUCGAACAUGAAUGCAUUUUUUCAUUUCUUAAUUUGAAAAAAAAAGUAUGUUCAUUUUUGAACAAAUUGUGUAAUUAAAUACAAAUUGUAUGAUAUAAUUACCUAAAUCUCGAGGUUUUUCUUUCAGCUUUCCUAGCAAACAUGAAACAUUUUUGAGUAUUUUAAGAAAAGAAAUUAGAUAAAACUUUAUCCCAAUUUUUUUACAUUUCACGCACAAUUUCUUUUAUCAAGUUAUUUUUAUUCGCCUGAGAGUUUUCUUGUUCCGGUUUACUUUAGUGAUCAUUGAUUACGAUGCUUUUAGACCUUUUUGGUUCUCACGAAACGAGUUUUUUUUUUUUGAAGUUUCUAGUGAUAGAAUCAUAUUUAAGCUUUUUCCUUUGCUUUCUUUUUAUAAUGGGUAGUUUGUUUUUGAUCAAUAUUUCGUUCUCGAAUAGGGACAUGAUGUGCAAUCGGACAGUCCCCGGGGAUCGACAAUUAGCGGCUCCUCCAAAGGAGAUUCGCAACAUCCUCAUCAGCAUCCUCACGUUAUGCCUCAGAACAACGGUUUUUUUUCCGUUUGUUAGAUUAAUAAUUGAUAAUCCUUUCUUCAGGAUUUCCUAUCCACGGACAGGUUCUGGUGGACCCUUCUACGGGACAACAUUACAUCGUGCCGCAAAGCGCCUUUUUCCAGCCAAUGCAGCCUAUGUACUAUCCGCCGCCACAGGCCGCGCCCAUGUUCUAUCCUUAUCCACCUCAGCAACAAGGUACUUCUUCUUCCAAGCCUUUUCUGAAAGUCGCAAAGAAAAGUCCUUUUUCCACAAACCUUUCCUAUGAAUGCUUAGAAAGAAGGUGUUUUCAAAGCACUGGUCAAUUGACGUAUCCACAAAAUUCAGAAGAAAUUUCAGAGGAAAUUUGAAACAAAUCAAAAACAAGUGAGAGAAUAACGAAAAUGUGUAGGUUAUCCCAUGUCGAACGGCUCAAUGAUGGGACAGUACGGCGCCGGGCGAAGUCCGAUGCUUAUGAACCGACAUUUCCCAGUACCUCCUCGAAGUGUUGUUUCUCAGCCGCAGGACGAACGUCGCGAACCUGAGUCAUUCGGUUCGUUAUAAAUUAAUCAAAGGAAUUUUUUUAUCAAAAAAGUCUUGAUUUCGGUUUUCCUUUUUUUUUUGAAUCUAGAGACUUCUGAAGAAUGUUUGGUGAAAUUCGGGAGAUAUCCGAAGUUCUGGUUUCAAGUUUUAUGAAGUCAUCAACUUCAAAAGCUGAUGGAAAAAAAACCGCAAUUAUCCAUUUUAUGACUUUCACUUGGAAUCCUUCUUUUCUUGUCUUUCAACGAAUUUUUCAGACGACCCAGCGCCGCCAUCGCCAUCCUAUCCAACACAUCCGACGCCUCCACUACGCAAUUUCCCCACGCCGCCCUUGUCGACCGCUUCUUUGCCAACUCCCUAUAGGUUUGAAACAGUUCAUUUUCCUUUUUGGAAUGAGUUAUUUCUUGAAGACCUAUUCAAAUGCAGUCUCUCGGAGAGAACAUGCAGCCGGACGAUCCAGAAAGUGGAUUCCGACGCUCCUCGGCGCGGAGUAGUCUGGAAAGAGCUGGACCAGCUGCGGUUCAGGCUCAGGUCAACGACCGGAGGCCGCAGAAAUCGGAAAGAACUCCUUUAUACGGAGGUCCGCCUCCCUGGUGGGCUCAGGAGGCCGUCGAUCCCAUCAGCUCGACAUCCGACGUCGAAAGGUUCCGUCAUAUUUUUUUUUACACGUCGUAUCUGUAAAUUUGUUUGAGUUUUUACAUCUUAGUUUUAUUUUAAUCAAGGUCAUCUAGCCAGCAGGGUUGCACGGAAUUCCGUUACCCGUCUUCCGAAUAAAUUUCUCUUCCUUAACCCGUGUUCUGUCUUUCUUUAAAAAAAAUUUUGUUCCUUAACCCGUGUUCCAUCUUCCUUGAAUCUUAGUUUUGUUCCGUAACCCGUGUUCCGUCUUUCUUGAAAAAAAUUUUUUUGUUUUCCAGCUCCUAAUUUUUUUAAAUUUAAAAAAACAUUUUUUUGAUAGGGAAAUGCACGUUUUUCGGUGUUGUGAGUGACAUGUUGAUGAAGAUGAUUUCGUCUAAAUAUCAACUGUAGACGGGUCAACUAUUCUCUCAACUCCAAUAUCAAAGUAUCUCUGCUUCAAUCGAAAUUCAACAAGUUAGAGAGACUCUUCUCUGUGUCGGGGCUGAUAGUCUGGCUCUUGCGAAAGAGGCUUGAAGCUGCUCGAUACUUUGAAUUACACCAAAGUUAAGUCAAAGGUUACGAAAGUUCAUUGUGAUUUCAAUUGGCUACGAAAUUCAAAUUUCACUGGUUAUUUUUUGUUUGAAAAUUUUCACGUUACUCUUUAAAAAAUUUUCUUUAGUGAAUUGGUUUGGAUAGUUCUGGUUUAAUUCCACAGGGUAUUUCGCUUAUUCACCAUUUUAAAAAAUUCUUUCGUGCAAACCUCUUUUUCUCUCUCUAAAGUUCUUCUGUUCCGUAACCCGUAUUCCGUCUUCCUUAAAAAUUUUUUUGUUCCGUAACCCGUCUUCCUUCUUUCUUUUUUCAAAAUUUUCACUUCCGCGCAACCCUGCUAGCCAGCCGUACUUUUCAAUAGCUCAUCAUCUUUUUAUAAUAUUCAAAAACAUAUUUAUGAAAGUUGAUUUUUCACAUUUUUUCAAGUAUUUGAGAGUGGAUCAUUCAUACAAAGUCUCAAGUUCCUUCGUUUCUUUUUCUUAAUUACCCCUAAAUUACUAUUUUCUCUUGUUCAGUAGUCGCCGAACGUCGCCUCCGAUGAAGGUGACGUCGAAUUCCGACAACGAAGCUGCCCGACCUCCGCCCCGCCCUGCAGUUCCGCCCGCAAGACCUGUGCGCAUGGACUUUGACUUCUCCGCGCCCUCCGUAGAAGAAAAAGUGCAAAAACGUUGGUUUUGAUUGUUUUCUUUUAUUGUCAACGCAUGGCCAAAGUGUUGAUUGAUGUCGGUUGAAUGACUUCGAGUGUAAUGAUGAUAAAAAAAACGGACAGAAAUCAUAUAAGCAGAAUUUUUCUCAUGAGAGAGAGAACGAAUGAAUUUUAUAAAGCUUUUUAUUAGAAGCGAGAAAUGGAGUUUUGAUCAAUGGCUGAGCUUUUUCACUUUAAGAUUGAAUAUAUGAUGAAAAACUAGGCUUUUCGAUUCAAAAAAACAAUUUACUUUUUUUUUGAAGUUUCUCUCUUUCUGACGUUAUUUGUUUGCCUAUAGUGUAAAAUGCUUGAAGAAAGAUAGUACGGCUCAAAAAUAUGGAGACACUUCCCAAAUUUAGGUUUUAAAAAACCUGUCAAAAAAAGUGUAGCGUUUUUUUAAUUUAUAAAUAUGAGAAAAAAAUUUUUGUAGUAUUUUUCUUUCAGAAAAAUGUUUUUGGGAUAUCUUUAGACUUUUGAAAAGGAUAUCAAUGAGACCACAGGAAGAAAAAUCCGAACUACUGGAAUUUUUUUUAAAAUGUGAACUUAUGAGGAGCAAAAUUUGUUGAUAUCGGACUGUUUCCUUGUGUUUGGGAAAAGUACAAUACCACAAAAAAGUACUUCCCACGUAAAUAAAGUUUCUCGGAUUUUUGUUCCCAUCAGGGAUCAGCAUGUUUUUCAACGGCUUUUUCUUCUCACCGUUUGUUUUGUGGCGUUCAGCUGUCCUGAUUGCAUCCAAGUCUGUGCGCAUGGACAUUGACCUGGCCACCGUGGUUCCGCAAGAAAGUCCGCCUGAGAAGUCCAAAGGUCUCUCUGUCUUCACGCGGUCUUCCCUUUCUCUUGUCUUUUUCUCUCCGCUCCAUUAAUCAACAAUGAAAGUUGAUGUUCAGCAAUGCCGCGAGCGCCGGCCACCGCUUUCACUGUGAAUUUUGAUGACCCCGAGGGCGAUGUUUCUUUACAAGACGCUGCUAGAAAAUCAGUUCAAGUUGGUUUUUUUUUUUCCCGUAAUAAGAGCGCUUUAAAGGGUGCAAAGUUAUGAAGUAUAAACAGAAUCAUUAUAUUUGAUUUGGCCUUUGAGCGAGUCUUGAGCUUUGAAUAAGAGAAGAAACGUUGAAAAUUUUUUAGAGGAAAAAUUUCGUAAAAUAUUUGAAAAGAAGCUCAUAAUUUUGGUCCAAGUUUUGUUCGAAUUUAAAAAAAAAAAGGGCUGAAGACCAAGUCAGGAAAACAUCUCAUUUUCAGGCUCGUCGAAUUCUGACUCGUCGCACUGGUAACGUCAAUCCAGAUGCUCCCACGAAAACGACAAAGCCAACUCGAGAGUCUGCUCCUAAUGCACCUGAAUUUCCGGAAAACAAUACCAACAAGAGAUAUUUGCUCCAUAAACUAUUGGGUUUUGUGGACUUUGUGAAACAUUACUUAUUUUUGAAAAUUGAAGGAAAGGAAGACGGUGAGGGGCCAGAGGGUCUAGAUUCGGCAGGAGGCGACGUCGAUCGGAAAGACACCGACAACGUCUCCGAAGCCGGCACAUUCGUUAUCGGUUUCUCGGCUCUUCGAUUUUUUAUUUUCUAGAAUGUUUUCUGCAGACACUUCUACGCGUCAAAGUUGCAUGCCUGCGCACAUGAUGCCUUCGCGGAUCGUUGAGGAUUCUGAUGCCACCGACGACUCGAGCAGCGACUCAGAGUCAGAAUUUAUACUCAGAUACUUGAAUGUGAUGCUGGAAAUGACCAUGAAAUUCAUUUUUAAAUUUAAAGUUGGAUGAAGUUUUGGUAUGAGGAUCGUUACUGUGAUCCUAAUUUUAUUUAAAAUUAUUAAAUUUCCUGUUAUUUCACAGAAGCUCUGUUUUUUUCAGCUCGGAAGUAGCACCUAGCUCAGCUGCUGCCCGAGAAGUAGCGCCUUCGACGCCGAAGUCUGACCAGCGAAGUGGGGAUUUUCUGAAAGAGCUAGCGAAACUCCGACAAAUGGCUGGCCUUCCACCGGGCACUGCUCUCGGCGGAGUUGCGGCAGCUCCUUCGCGAGCGUCCGAGUCGACAAAUAGGACAUCGACGACGCGAGGCCGUGCAGUCGGGGUCCGGCCUUCUGGAGGAGCGACGACGUCGUCGGCUCGGUCGGUUCAGCCGCCUCCGCUUCCGCCACAAACCGCCCCCUCCUCCGCUAACUCUGGUCAUCGGUCACGAGCCAUGCAGCCGUGCCCCGCCGCCGGCACUCCCAAUAACCGCUUGAGGUUUUUCUUCUUUCUGACAAAGCUCUGAGAGAAUAUCAUUGGGUCUAUGAGAGUUCAGCUCAGAAAGAAGAGAUCAGAAAGAUAACAGGAGAAAUCAAAGUAAAUAUAUUUUCUGCUUUCAAAAUUUAGAAAUGAAAAUUCAGAAGUUUAAAUAAAUGGAUGACAAAGAAGAACUUCUUAUUGAACUUCUGCUUGACUCGUUAAGUUUUUCAGCCGAAUUUUCAUAGACCCAGGUCCAUCUCAAUUAUGGGCUAGCACAACUUUUAUUUGUCACUUCUACUCUCUCGGGAGUUUCUUUAGGGGAAAAAACCACUUUAAUUUUCACUCGCACUUCUUGACCUAAAUUUCAUCAAGAAACUGCACCUAACUCUUUGUCGAAGAUUAAUGUACAUGACAGAUCGAAGGGAUGGCGCUGCCAGAGCGAAACGUGCGUAAGACAGCGUUUGAACAUUGCAUGAUUGUUUUGCUUGGUUCAAAUCCAAAGCGAAUAACUUGCGACGUUUGCCUGCCUGUUUUCUUUUUCCAAUACGAGUUCAAUAAUCUUUUUUUUCCUUUCCUUUCCUGCCAUCGGCUUGCCUUCAAAAAGUUUUGCUCUGCGAUCCUUUUAUGAACUUUCUGUUGUUUGUGAGUGUCAUUAAUAGAUAUCGUAUGUCAUUUUAUACGAUUGCAUGAUCCUAAUUCUGUUUUAAUGAAAAAUGGUUGGCCUUUAUAGUCGAGGCGAUGGCGGCCGUCUCUCUUUGCGAUCUUCGGCGGGUCUUCCGGCGGCUCCGAUCCCAGGCAGUCCUCAGCUUUCUGGGAACAAAAGGCCGCCUUUCAGAGCCGGUGGGCCGACUGGUCGUAUAUCGGUUGGUGCUAAACAUGAAUGGCGUUUCAAAUAUAAAACUUUCCUUUUUUUCAACAAAAUCAGGGACCGUUACAAGAAACUGGUAAAAUCGUUCAACAACCUGAAAAUGAUAAAUUGCUCAAACGUGAUCUUUAGGAUUCAAAUUUAGUUAUUUCUUAUACAAAACCUGCUUUUAUUGAGUAGAUUCAUACACAGGGUUAUGAAAAAUUUUCCCAUCGAUGUGUGAUGUCAAGUAUUUUUUAUUUCUUGGCCAAACCUUAACCACUUUUCUUCAUACGGCCUCUGACAGUACUGAAUAGAAAGUUUUAUCAAAAAAAUCAAGAAAAUUUUUUUGAGUUUAAAAACUUUUUUUAAAUUUAUUAUAUUCCAGUUGGGUAAUACACAACAGCAAAAAGAACAUGAGAUGAACGCUUGGCUUCGCCGCAAAGACUACAAUCCGAUGAAAGCGGCCGCCGAGGCGAGAAAGGCCAAGGAACUCAAAGCGAGGUUCGUUUUCAUUUUCUGAGAGAGGAUGAUUUAACACACGUUCUCCUAUAAACGAGAUGAACUUUCAAUACCGAAAAAAGUGUUUAGUGUGGUAAAAUGAACUUUAAUUUAAGCUCUAGUGAUGCCGGAUCUUUCGAUGAUCCCAUUCAACGGUGAGACAUUGUCGUGAUCGUUUUUUCUUUGUGCUGAUUUAGAAUUCAUUCUGAUCAAAUGUAAAAAGAUAAUAUAUGCAGAGAGGAGCAAUUCGCGAGCAACCGGUCCAUGUCCUUCCACGUUGGUCCUGCACCGAAUUUUCUACCUUUGGUGAGUUCUAACGGAAUUCAAUAAAGCUUAAAAAUCAGAACGUUUUAGAACUGGGGUUUGAAUUUUUAGGUGCAACUGAAAAUAUCAUUGAUUAGGAAAUUGCUAAACAUUUUACUAUUUUUUUUUUUUUUGAAUAAAACUUGUGUUUUUUUUUAAUUUUUUAACAUUGCGUUUACAUCCAGAGGCACUUUUCUCAUUUAUUAUUUUUUUCAAGAUGUUAUGGACUACAACGAGAAAAUUAUCUGCACACAGAUUUCGACUUCAGAGAGAUCGCAGUGGGUCAAGACUGUCGCGCAACCGAUCGCAAGAGUCGCUCGCCGAAGACGCAGCGACGCAGGCGAGCCAGCGAUUAAUCGCUGAGUAUUCGCGUGGCGUCGUAUCGGACAUCAGUCGCCUAACACAACAAAGCAAUCGCCCUGGAGCCAAUGUUUGUUCCGUUUUGGUGAUCUGUCAGAUCUCUUUCAAUUUUUCCAGAAGCUCAGCGGCCUUGCUCGUGCCGUCGACAUGCUCUCUCAAAAGUGCAAAAAAAGCAUCGAGCUCAUUCGGUAAGCCUUUUCUCCCAUCUUUUUUAGAAUCCAUUUUUAUUACCUGUUUUUUUUAUCGGCAGUUUCAAAUUCUUUUCGAAAACUUCAAAGUGGUGUUUUCAAUUGAAUAAUUUUUUGAAGAGAAAUAGUUUGUUUGGAAGAGAGAACAAUUUUAUCAAAUUUUUGGAAUAAAGUUCAUUUGAAAGAUUCAAUGCGCAGUUGAAGUUGAGCUAUUUAUAUAUUUUCGAAUUAUUUCCUGAAUUCAAGAAAAAAGCUUUUCUUGAAAAAUGUAAAGCCCUGAAUUUCAAUAUUCCUUUGAAUUUUACCAUCCAUUUUUCAGAUCCCAAAACAAGGGAUGCUUGUCAGUUUCGGUGGAAGACCUUCUGUCAGCGGCGGCGGAGCCCCCGAGAGUGAACGAGUCGCUGAACGAGCAGCUCGAGAGGCUCUCCGACGCGUUCGACGCCGUCCAGCGCUACUUGGAGCAGUACUCGCUCGACGGCCACGACUCGCCUGUCCCGCAGCAGUUCUACGAGGAAGACCUCCAUUCCGCCGUCAGCGCUUUUUCCAACGCGAGGUCAACUUUUUUAACACAGCUUCGUGGACAGUCGAAGAAAAUUCGAAUGAAAAAAAAGCGCUCAAAACCUAUAAACUUGAUGGGUUGACCCAUGAAAUAAUCAUGAAGGAAGAAUAUCGAAGUUCUAUUUAUUCGUCAGGUUUUCACUCAAAAAUUUAUUUUUUGUGGCAAAAGUCUAAGGAUCAAUAUUUUCAAUAGAAAACAUGAAACUUCCUAGAAAACGUAGCGUAUUUUCAGUUUGCGAUCGAGGUCGAACUCCAACGAAGGUCCGCCUUCGCAAUCGUCGUACAGAUCCAAGAUCCUCGCCCAUUCAAAUGCUAAUAAAAAUUAG
Molecule: messenger RNA, 11787 nt
Organism: Caenorhabditis auriculariae
Lineage: Eukaryota; Metazoa; Nematoda; Chromadorea; Rhabditida; Rhabditidae
Source: the annotation of a GenBank genome assembly